ACCCUGUUAUCACGUACGAUGCGUAGAGCAAAAAUCCUAAAAAAAACCAACAAUCAUAAGCAGCCAAAGGGUUUUUAAUGUUUAAGUGCGACAGACGACAUUCUAACAACAAACAGCAAAUACAAUUUAAGAGCCGUGAAAAAAUUAAUUGACAGGCUCAUUUAAGCAGAACAUGGACUAUGUGUAUAUACCUUAAGCAAUACAUACGGUAUACAUGCAGUCUAUCUACAGGCCUUUCAUAGAAUGAAUUAAAGCCAUUUAUUAGUGUCUCAUCCCAAAUCUCUAGUGCAUGCACGUAUUUUUAUAAAAUCAUUAUUUUAGUCAAGCCAGAAAUUAUAUACCCAUCUCCCAAUCUAUGCCUAAGCAUUAUAUAUCAAUAAUGGAUGAACGCUCACUGUAAUAUAUAUAUAUCAUGGAUUUUUCCAAAGUUUAUAGUGACCAACCAUUAUUUCAUGGAUCUUAAUUGCAUAGAAAAGAUUGUGGAAUCAGAUAUGUUCUGGCCUGGAUUCAUAUCGAACGAUCGAUCAUCGAUCUGUACCUGACCUCUGAUCGAGAACAUGCAAUGAAAGGUCACGACAGAGGAAAUGCUGCUGGGUGGGUGAUGGGUGCUUUGUGAGAUUUAUCAUUUGAACGUUAGCAUCAAGCAGAGUGUACUUCUGAUCUAAAUAAGAUCGUGUAGUGUUCACUCCUUUUGCCAGCAAACGCGUGGCUGACAUGCGAUGCUGGAGCUGUGCUGUCAUCACAGUGUAACGCGCAAGUCGAAAUGACAUCUUUUUACAGAGCUACAGAGGCAACAGCUGUUAUCCACAAGAGGAAGUGAUAUCAGCUGUAAACCUAACGGUCACAUUUGAUCCACAGUCGGUGAAUUUUAAGAGUUACAUAGGAGAGCUCAGCCCAUCAGACCGCCUCAAUCCUUCGAUGAGACAUGGCUUCAAUCUUAUAGCCAGCAAUGAUCUGUCAUCUACCAGGCCUGUUCCAGAUGCCAGGCCCAUCUUAUGCAAGACUUUUUUCCCUGCGUCACCUUCUCUUCCUUCAACAACCAUCAUUGUUACUUUCCACAAUGAGGCAAGAUCUGUACUGCUUCGCACACUAGUAAGCAUUUUAAUACGGUCUCCACUAUCUUUGGUGAAGGAGAUAAUUCUAGUGGACGACUUCAGUGACAAUGCAAGUGAUGGCUUAGAGCUGGAUAGCCUUCCAAAAGUCAAGGUUAUCAGAAAUGAGAAAAGAGAAGGUGCUGUCAGAUCAAGGAUACGAGGUUCAGAUGUAGCAAAAGGGGAUGUUUUGACUUUUUUGGACAGUCAUUGUGAGGUCACUGAUGGGUGGCUGGAGCCUUUGUUAGCUACUAUCAAACAGAAUCCUACAAGUAUAGUGAGUCCAGUUAUUGAUGAAAUUGAUGGGAUGAGUUUCGAGUACAUCCCUAGAAUGGAGUUUGUCAGAGGAGGCUUUGACUGGAGUUUACAUUUUAAAUGGGAAUCUUUGCCAAACAGUGGAGUUGCUAAACAAGAUGCAACAGAUGCAUUUUUAACACCUGUGAUCUCUGGUGGGAUCUUCAGCAUUCGGAAAGACUGGUUUAGAAAAUUGGGAAAGUAUGAUGUGCAGCUCAGCGUGCUAGGAGGAGAGAAUUUUGAACUUUCAUUUCGGGGAUGGAUGUGUGGAGGAGAUCUGCGCAUAGCACCGUGCAGUCAUGUUGGGCAUGUUCACCGUCGUCAGCCUCCCUACAUCUUUCCAGAGGGUGGGCCUGCCAGCACAUACCUGAAGAACACCCGCAGAGUUGCUGAAGUGUGGAUGGAUGAAUACAAGAGAUUUUUUUACGCUGCUCGACCCACAGCUAGAAUGCAAGAUUUUGGAGAUGUUACAGAGAGGCGAAAGCUUCGUGAAAAACUAAAAUGCAAGAAUUUUAGAUGGUACUUGGAAACUGUAUAUCCAGAGCUGAGGUUACCUAUCAGUGAUGAGCUGGGAUAUGGGCACAUCCAACAGGGCAGUGGCUGUGUAGACUUGGAUGUAGGCCAGCUGCCAGUUAUCGCUAAACUAAGGCAAUGUGUACAGAACAAAGAUACACAAGACUGGUCUUGGAGAAGAAAGGGCAUUAUUGUCAGCAAUGGAAUGUGUUUAUCGGUCAGUCCUAGUGAAACCCAGUUGUAUGUUAUAAUCAAGUUCUGUGAUUUUACAGACAAUCAGAGAUGGAUUCGACAAGAAAAACAGAUUGUCCAUGAGGCCACAGGCAAGUGUCUGGACAGUCGCAAGGUCAAAACAGGGCUGCAGGUAUCUGAUUGUGACGAGCAGCAAGAUUCUCAGAAAUGGGACAUUACCAUGGAAACAACAAUUAAUCUUGAAAAGGAUUACCUGGAUAGCUAUUAAUGAGGAUAGCAUUGAGAUUUGUGCUUCUUAAGGCCUUCUGACUACAUGAUCAUAUGAUCCAACAAAGUAACAGCCAUAUCCGUUUUAAUUUGCUUGUUCAUGGUGGCUAGUAUGCCUAAAGCUAAUUGAAUGUCAAUAAAUAUUGCUUUCUGUAAAACUGUUGGUGAAAACAAAGUGUAUACUUUCAUCUAGCAAUCACACAUAGCCAUACCAUAAAUGAAUUUGCCUUAAAUUACUGUUCCACCCACUUGACCUCUGAACUUUUGAAAAGGGGGAAGAAAGUGGAAGAUGCGCAAUACCUGCACAGGAGAUGCACGAAUUUCUUGUAUUGUCAUUUAUAUAUGAGUGGUACUUAUGAAAGGCAAAUAAGAGUUUAAAACUAAGUUUUCUAAAUAUCUUUCCAUCCCCAGAUAGAUUUACUGCUUUUAAAUAUUUCAUUAAAAAAAAGAAGAAUAUGAAUAAUUGCUCCUCAGUAUACUGUUGCUUAUUUUCUGCAUUGUCAGCAUAAAAAACAUUAUAAAAAUAUAUAUGUGUGUGUGUGUCACAGCAAUGGGUACCCCCAACUCCCAAAUCUCUGUCAAAUUUUGCAAAACCAAUAGUUGUCUGCUAAACAUAUUACAGAAUUGUACAGUUUAUAAAGAAAUUGCUUUUUUAAAAAGAUGUUCAUAAAAUGUAAAAUUUUUUGGACUUCAAAAUGAAUUUUGUUUUUUUGCUCUGGAGUAUGAUCUCUUCUUAGUGGCUCAUGAACUUUUACUUCUAUUGUAAAUAUGUAUAUUUACAAAGAACUCAUGCUUAUGAAGGAUCAUGAAAAUGAAAUACAGUUAAAUGUUAUUCUACAUUGAAAAUCCAUUUUGCUUUUUGUCCCUUCACAUUUAUUAUGAAAAUCUCCAAGGGAGGUAAAGAUUACAAAGAUUUGAGUUGAAUUGGAGUAACAAGGUUUAUGGAACAAAAUAAUUAAUUAAACUACUGUAAUUAGAACAUGCUAAUUCCUGCAGGAUUAUUUAGAAGCUGCCUUAUGAAACAAAUUUUGAUUCUGAUGUGCUUAGAGUCAUGUCUCUUAAAUUUUGAAUCUGUAUUUGUUUAGCAUAUUAUUUGUUCUAAAGGAGGAUUAAAAAGUGAAUAUUUUGUGUUUGUAUAUUUUGUAUUUGUGCAUUCAAAGAUGUAUAGUGUUUUUGUGUGUUUUUACUCCUGUGUGAUUUGUACAUGCGCAUUAUGACAGUACUUGCACAUAGCCAGUCUUUUUGACUGAAAGAAAUUGUGUCAUCACUCCCACUGAUUGGUUUAAGAAUGUAAGAUAAGAACGUAGGUAUGAAAUGAGAUAAAUAUAAAGGUUGAGGGAAUAAAAAUUUCUUAAAGUCA
Molecule: messenger RNA, 3717 nt
Organism: Pomacea canaliculata
Lineage: Eukaryota; Metazoa; Mollusca; Gastropoda; Architaenioglossa; Ampullariidae
Product: polypeptide N-acetylgalactosaminyltransferase 14-like
Exons: 16
Coding region: 919-2358 (479 amino acids)
Cellular component (GO): Golgi apparatus
Source: RefSeq, a predicted model, not a curated record